This is a messenger RNA of Podospora bellae-mahoneyi, 168 nucleotides long. RefSeq lists its product as uncharacterized. NCBI's taxonomy places the organism in Eukaryota, Fungi, Ascomycota, Sordariomycetes, Sordariales, Podosporaceae. The record is from RefSeq and is a predicted model, not a curated record. Bases 1 to 168 code for a protein of 55 amino acids. The transcript has 2 exons.
AUGAAGUUCCCUACCAUGGUCAUGGCCGCCCCUCGGGCGCCCCCUCCCUCCGGCGCCGGCAUCCCCUUGGCCAAGCGCUUCAACCACACCCCCAAACCGUCCAAGACCAACCUCUGCAGCGAGGCCAACCCCCAAUACCGCACCAUCGAACCUUCCCAAGGCCUCUGA